CAGGAAUAUCCUACUUGUCCAGAUAGUUAGAGUACUACUACCACCACAAAGUCGCGUGGCGACAACCAUCUCCCCCGAAUCCGCGCACCCCUCGGUCAUCUCGCAUACGUCGCGACGCUGGCCAGCCAUGCUGGUCCCUCGCUAUCAACCCGUCAACGGCUUCAGGCGCUCCCGAUUCACCGCGCGACAUGCCCUCAUCUUUCUCUCGUGUGUCUGCCUCCUGCUGCUGUGGCAUUGGCGCAGUACCGGUGGUGCUCACCGCGCUCAUCGCACGCUUCCCAAAUAUUGGUCCAUAAAUGACGGAGGAGAGCCGCAAGGCGUGACGAAUUGGCCCAAGCCAAAGGACUUUAGAAUCGUGGGAUUGGUCUUCUUUGGGCGCCCCGUGAGCGUCAGCAUCCUAGACUGCUAUCUCAAGAGAAACCUAGCAUCCAAUGGUGGAUUCCUGGACGAGGUCAUUUUCCUAGCGCGUACUCAAGAUGAAGAGCAUCUCGCCUGGCUGGAUAAGCUGCUUGAGACGGAGCCGGCAUACACGCGCGUGAACUUGGAGUUUGAAGGGAUCGAUUACGCUACGGCCUAUGAUGUCUGCGAAAAUGGGACAAUGUACAUCAAGAUGGAUGAUGAUCUGGUGUUUAUCGAGGACCACGCCAUUGCUACAAUCGUUCAGAAGAAGCUCAAUCACCCCGAAUACUUUGUCGUCGCGGCGAACGUCGUGAACCAGCCUUCGCUCAGUUGGAUGCACUGGCGCAUGGGCGCCAUAAAGCCGUAUCUGCCUGAAUUGGAGCCUCCGCCGCCUGAACAAGUCGAGAGUAUCAGCAGGUGGCGCGCCUCGGAUCUUCCAACGUGGGCUGGUCCCCCUGACUGGACGGUCCCGGUCUCCGACGAGGAGAAAUACGAACCGCCCUUCGAGGGUCACCGUUGGCUGCCGCUGCCCGAGGGUUAUCCUCUUGAGAACACCCCAAUUGCGUCGACGAGCUUCGACGCUUUCUCGCAAGCCUUGUGGCACUGGAGCGUUGCGGCGCAAGAGCAUUACAGCUUCCUCGAGAAUUUGGAGAAGAACGAGCUGUGGAGAUACAAGUUCCACACACUCGACUACUACUAUAUGCGCAUGGGCAUCCAAAUGAUUGCCAUUUGGGGUGAUGAUAUCAUUGCGAGCGAUAUCCAUCACGGCAACGGCGAUGAUGAAUACCACUUUACAGAGGUCAUGACGAAGCAAACCGGAAGACAUGCCGUGGUCGACGGAAGAGCAAUAGUGUCACACUACACGUUCCUUCCGCAAAGGAGUGGACUUGAGUCCACGGACCUUUUGGAUAGGUACCGGGCUUUCGCCGCCGAGAACAUUUGCCCGCGGUGAUAGCCACCGUUCCUUUUUUCUCCUUACGAUUUUUUUCUUCACGGCGUUACGAUUCGUUUUGGAAAUGGUAAAUGUCCCGCUUUCCAUUAGAGAGAAGACAUGCUCUAGGCGCUUGAAGGUCAGUUCCCAUGGCAUGUGGAUGUGGCACUGGCGCUAGCGGGCGCACAAAUAUCCAAGACCCUUUUGUAAUCAUAUAUCGUUGGCGGCAGUGCAGGAGUCGCCAUAUUAAUACCUAGACGAUUGAAAGAAGCCUCCUGCCCUUCUCUAGGUAUCAGAGACAGGAAGAGAAAGCACGAAAGACCACUGCG
Aplosporella prunicola CBS 121167 is the source of this 1659-nucleotide messenger RNA. RefSeq lists its product as uncharacterized. The coding region runs from base 128 to 1351 and encodes 407 amino acids. The record is from RefSeq and is a predicted model, not a curated record. NCBI's taxonomy places the organism in Eukaryota, Fungi, Ascomycota, Dothideomycetes, Botryosphaeriales, Aplosporellaceae. The transcript has 5 exons.